Molecule: messenger RNA, 1170 nt
Organism: Psilocybe cubensis
Lineage: Eukaryota; Fungi; Basidiomycota; Agaricomycetes; Agaricales; Agrocybaceae
Exons: 3
Coding region: 1-1170 (389 amino acids)
Biological process (GO): ubiquitin-dependent protein catabolic process; positive regulation of proteasomal ubiquitin-dependent protein catabolic process; protein polyubiquitination
Cellular component (GO): ubiquitin ligase complex; cytoplasm
Molecular function (GO): ubiquitin conjugating enzyme binding; ubiquitin protein ligase activity; zinc ion binding
Source: RefSeq, a predicted model, not a curated record
AUGUCUGCCAUACACACUCGAUCCAGACCAUCGAUAGCACGCGAUCCGGGUCCUUCCUACAGCGCGAUCGACGACUAUGAGAUGGACUACGAGACAUCCGCACUCAUCGCGCAGCUCGCGCUACAAGACAUCGAACAGGCCUAUUCAUCCCGCAAAGGAAAAUCGCGCUUCGACGCUGGCUUGACGGACGAGGAAAUGGCGUAUCAGCUCCAGCUCGAGAGCUUCCAGCGGCUUCUGGCUGAAUCUGAGGAUGCGAAGCUUGCGAGGAGUCUUAAUGCGGCUGUGUGCGCUGAUGCGGCGUAUUUGGAGGCGGUUAUGGUUGCUGAGGAGGCGGCUAAUGCGGAUAGGAGGGCUGCGCAGUUGCUUAGUCGCGGUGAGAGGCUCCCGAAGCCGACUGCUGCUCAGGCUCGUGUCGAGAGCAGGGGUUUUGUUAUGCAUCCGGAAUCCCAGAGGAAUUCCAUGCCUCAGCCAGCAUACGAAGUUCCUGUCGAUGAUUACGAUGAUGAUAUCUCCGAUACAGAAAGCUACAUUGGAGAAUUUGACAGAAUGCAGCUGGAAAAAGACGUCAAAUGGAAGAUGGUCGAAAGUAAGGCUAAAGCGCGGGAGUGGCGACCAAAGGCAGCGCCAAUGCCAAACGCUACUGCUGGACCAAGUGUCAAUCGAAAUAGGACCUGCAUAUCAUCCCUGGUGGAAUACACAACUCGAGACGAGAGCAUGUUCCCCCUGAAAUGCUGCGGCAUAAAGCCAAUCCCCUUCACCGAAGUCAUCCCAUUCCUAUCAAACGAGUUGAUCAAGCUCUACAGAACAAAGGAAAGCGAGUUCAGCGUCCCAGUUCAGGAGAGAAUUUACUGCGUUAGCGCGACCUGCUCUACGUUCCUCGGCUCGUCCGCCGACUACAAAAAGGUCAGCCACGUCGUCUGCCCGACAUGCACGUUGCGCACGUGUCCGAGGUGUAAGAAGGCAGCCCACACCGAUGAAGAGAGCUGCGCUGUCAAUGCUGCGAAUAUCGAGCUCAAGGUUCUUGCGGUCAAGUCGGGCUGGCAGACCUGCCUGGGAUGCAAACGCCUCGUUGAGAAAAAUCAAGGCUGCAAUCAUAUUACGUGCCGAUGCGGAACUCAGUUCUGUUACACUUGUGCGUUGAAGUGGAAAACGUGUGGGUGUCCGCAGUAA